Messenger RNA from Myzus persicae (green peach aphid), 2182 nucleotides. Its product is annotated as protein yellow-like. The transcript has 8 exons. Bases 341 to 1987 code for a protein of 548 amino acids. Gene Ontology annotation, cellular component: extracellular region. Lineage: Eukaryota; Metazoa; Arthropoda; Insecta; Hemiptera; Aphididae. The record is from RefSeq and is a predicted model, not a curated record.
GAUUGCAGUGGUCUUGAAAAUACUAACACGCUGAUUGUAUGCGAUUAUAAUAUGCGAACCUCUCCGACUCUUGCAAACAAUUUAUAGUAGGUGUAUGUAUAUACGCUAUCGCACAAAUUAUAUAGGAUGCGCUCGUUUUUCGACGAGGUGUCAUUAAACUGCACUCGUCCGAAUCGCCCCCAAAACUCACAAUCCCGCCGGUCAAAAUUACUUAUAUACUUACGACUUGCCUUUAAUAUAAUAAUAUAUUCGUCGUCGUUGACUCGUUCAACAGGUCCGUUGCAUGCGCCAUAGCCCAUAGGUACACCAGCUAUAUAUUUACGAGUAAAUAACCACUACGAUGGUGCCAUAUCGUUGCCGUUGGGGCGGCGGGUUUAUUUCGACAUUGGUGGCGAUGGCGGCGGUCCUCGCGUGCGGUGCGGUCGCAGGGACGAUGGAAGUCGAGUACAGCUGGGUGUACGUGGACUAUACAUUUGCCAGUCCCAAUCACAGGGAAUCGGCCAUAAACUCCAAGAAGUUCAUUCCGGAAAACUGUGUCAUACUGGACGUGGACAUAUUUCAAGGUCCACCUGAAGCAAAAAUAUUCUUCAAUAUGGGUUCAAAUUCAAAUCCUGUAAUCAAACAACGAGUGUUCGUAACGGUUCCUCGUAUCAAGCCAGGAAAUCCUGCAUCGAUCGCGGAAAUAGUUCCUGGGGAUCGCCCUAGUUCCGUACUGUUAGCGCCAUACCCAAAUUGGAAGGCUAAUACGAUUUCGGAAGACACAAUCAAUUGUGACGAUACGAUUGUUUCAGUAUUUAGAACCAAAAUUGACCAUCUCGGUCGAUUUUGGGUUAUUGAUGUCGGCACACUAGACCAAUUUGAGAUGACAGCCCGCUCCGUGUGCCCCCCAAAACUUUUGAUAUUUGACUUGAAAAAUGGCGAUAGAGUUAUAAAAACUUAUAAAUUCCCAUCGUCACAGGUAAAAGACGUUUCGUUGUUUACUAACAUCGAAGUGGAAAUCGAAGAUUCAAAGGGUCGUAAUACAUUUGCUUACAUAACCGAUACUACUGCGUAUAAACUUAUCGUGUACGAUUUUAAAAAUGAUGAAAGUUGGGUGGUAGAUCAAGCAUAUUUCUACCCUUACCCCAAUAAAGCUCAUUUUAAAAUCAAAGGAGUUAACUUUGACUUAAUGGAUGGAAUAUUGGGAUUAGCAUUAGGUCCUAUAAUAAAAAACGACCGAAAACUGUAUUUCCACGCAUUCGCUAGCGUCAGGGAAUCGUGGGUGAAUACCAACACAUUAAAAAAUAGAUCGUUGUUUCAAAAUGGUUUAAUCGACGGUUCCGGUACAUUCUUUUUGUCUUCGGAAGUUCGAGAAACCCAAUCCAGUGUUGAAGUAAUGACUGACAAUGGAGUACUUAUAUUCGCAUCAAUGGACAGCAGUUUGGGUUGUUGGAACAGCCAGGACCCGUUUAACACUAAAAACAUCCACACAAUAUAUAAGAGUGACGAAGAUUUUCAAUUUCCCAGUGGCAUGAAAAUUGCGGGUGACAAAGUGUGGGCAGUGUCAAGCCAACUUCAAAAUCAUUUCACAACUAUGGUCACUAAUCGAAAAUCAGUCAAGUACAGGGUGCUGGUUGGUCGAGUUGACGAAUUGAUAAGACGCACAGGAUGCGAUAAGAGGACGACAGUUGAUUACGAUAAUGACGAAUUUCUAGUCGAAUCGUUCGACGAUAACAUAUUGCACGAAUGGCGCGCGGUACCAGACACCGAACCGUGGAGUUAUUCGAGAAUGUCUCGGGUGUUUGAAAACAAAAAUGGAGCACAGCAGACGCCUGUCAAGUCGUUGGUAUUGACCGGAAACGUAAACGUACACAGUCACAGUAAAUCGGCGUCUUUGUCCUACGAUUGCCGUAUGAGUAUGAUCAACGGUCAACUGAAAAAUCCCGACUGUUUGGGCAAUUCUCGUCGGAGGAACCGGAUGAGGCGCGGUCCGGGUCCUCUGAGGUGACAUCGUUUAUUAUAGUGACCUGUUGCCUGUGCACAUCACUGUGACAUACGAGUCGUGUGACGGCCCAUAUUCAUUUCCAGAAGAAAUUUAUAACCAACUUCUGCGAUAUGGUUUUUUUUUUUUUAUAUAUACAUAAUUUGAACCGUACACAACCUCAUAGGUCAUAAUUAUAAAUAAUAAAUGUUACGAUCUUCA